Messenger RNA from Pungitius pungitius (ninespine stickleback), 3032 nucleotides. RefSeq names its product anti-Muellerian hormone type-2 receptor-like. Gene Ontology annotation, molecular function: transforming growth factor beta receptor activity; ATP binding. Gene Ontology annotation, cellular component: signaling receptor complex; plasma membrane. The record is from RefSeq and is a predicted model, not a curated record. Gene Ontology annotation, biological process: protein phosphorylation; BMP signaling pathway; cellular response to growth factor stimulus. NCBI's taxonomy places the organism in Eukaryota, Metazoa, Chordata, Actinopteri, Perciformes, Gasterosteidae. The transcript is spliced from 10 exons. Bases 1091 to 2572 code for a protein of 493 amino acids.
CCUAAUGUGAGCUAUAACUAAUACAUGUAAGCUAUUUAUUAGCUAAUAAAUGUGUUUGCCACGUUUAUCAUCUUUGUAUAUAUUCAUAUCAAUUUACAUUUAUCAUCUUAGUAUAUGUUACCAUGGUUCCCUCCAACCACAGACAACAUGAAGUCUUCCUUUAAGACAAAUUGACCCAGAGAGCACGUUAGAUUAACGUUUCUUGGAAAUAACAUUUUGGGUGGAAAAUGGUCAUUUUGCAAAUGAAUGUAGGAUUUAGUUUUUACAUAUUUUUCCUCAGUCAGAUCAGUUGGGCAUCCAACCUCCAAUGUCAUCAGUUUUGCAUCUAGCGAACCAAAGCAGUGUGUAUUAAAAUGAUUGAUCUGACCACAAUUGUGACUCAUAAAAGUCACCUGUGUUUAAAUCUCUCAAUUUUGAUUGAGAGAUUCCAGAUUUGGCCAUAAAAUCUUUUUUUACACACAUGAAGUAAGAUUCGUCUUUCCAAUAGCUAAUUGUUAAAGUUAUAUUCCUCUUUAUAACUUGGCCGAUAUUUUUUGGGGGGCGGGCAGCCAUAAUAAAAUGAGGCAAAAAAUAAACAAUAACAACACAGUCACUGAAUCUGAUUUAAAGUUCCUUUUUUUCUGGCCCCUGUGGAUAUGUAUAAAACAUCUUUGUUCUUUGAGUUUACCAGUGGCCCUGCAGAACUGAGGCCACUGAAGGGUAUGGCAGACUCUGCGUAUUGUACAUGCAGGUGUGUGGCAGUGGGAGUGAUGCUGCGGAACGUGGGAAACUCCUCUGACAUUCCCGGGCCUGAUAAAUACUACCUCCCUGCUUGGCCGGUCCCGGCUCAGAGUGACCAUGAUCCUACCGCAGCGGUGGCUGAUUUGGGCUGUAGGUGAGUGAACCUACCAUAAAAAAGGAAAACCCCUUGGAUCUGUGGCUGUGUUUUUAGCUUUAAAAUUGUUUUGCGUGUGCAUAUUCUUAUGGGCAUGGUGUAGUUCAUAACCAUAGUAAUAAAAUAAUCAUGCUAGUUUCUCACUGUAUUUUUACAGUGAGAUACUCUCUAUGAAAACAUUCCUAGAAAAAGUGUCUUUCUAGUGGAUCAUACGGCAUGGAACGGCGAACAGAUGAUGUGAUCAGCAGCUAUUUGUAUUUCUUCCUCCUGCCAGCAUGCACCUUUAUAUGCAGCUCCGACCGGUCUUUUCUUCAGAAGAGACAGUGUGCAUUUCAAGUGGGUCCUCGGAACCACAAGUACAAAACCGCUGGCAAUGUGAGUGGGUCGGUGCAGCUAUGCAAGAACACUCAAUGCUGCGUGGCCUAUUACGUGAUCAUCGAUGACCAACCAAAGCUUGACGUUCUCGCUUGUGACCUUGUUGAAAAGUCCUGCCCAGAUGCAAUCUGCAAGGGACAGACACGUUUCGACGGUGAAGUCCUUUGGUGUACGUGCAACACAGACUUCUGCAAUAGCAACAUCACUCUGACCCCAGAGUUGGAAAAGCCGCAACCCCCCUACUUCAAUAUUAAAGAUCAAAUCAUGAAAGCUUUACUUGUGCCGUUGCUUUUGCUGUGCUUCCUGCUGGUCAUUGCAGUCAAAUGGAGAUGGCUAUUUAAAAAGAAAGUGUCUUGCGACGGUUCCUGCCAAGUAACGAAAACCUCAGAGAUUGACAUUGCCGACAUUGAGCUACAUCAGAUUGUGGGCCACGGGUAUUUUGCAACUGUUUGGCAGGGAAAAUACAAAGGAUCCAUUGUGGCAGUCAAAGAUUUCCCUGCAGGCCGGAAACAUAGGUUUACUGCAGAGAAGGAGGUCUAUGAGCUUCCACUGAUGAAUCAUGCAGGGAUUAUCCCCUUUCUAGGCUCCGGGAGUAAACCCAAAGGUGGCGGAUGGUUCAUUGUCCUGCAAUUUGUUGAAAGUGGUUCUCUCCACUCCUAUCUGUGUAAACACAGCCCCAACUGGAUGUUGACACUGAAGUUGUGCCAGUCUUUAUCGCAGGGACUCGCCUAUCUGCACUCUGACCUUCACAAACCUGAUGCGCAUAAGCCUCCUGUGGCCCACAGAGAUCUCAGCAGCUCCAACGUGCUUGUGACAGCAGACGGUACGUGUGUCCUGUGUGAUUUUGGAUGCUCGACGAUCGUGCCUUGUUGUCCAGGAAAUCGCAGCUCGCAGAGCCAGACAACAAUCAUGGAGGGCCCUGCUCAGAUGGGCACGCUGCACUACAUGCCCCCUGAGAUCCUGGAAGGCUCAGUAAACCUAAACAGCAGCUGGUGUCUCAUACAUGCGGACAUCUAUGCCCUGGCACUGCUGCUGUGGGAAAUCUUGAUGCGCUGCUCUGAUUUAUUCGAAGGCGGUGUUGCUCCGCAGCAUCUGCUGCCUUACGAGUCUGAGCUGGGAGCCGUGACGCUGGACAGCCUCAUGCAAUUUGUGUGUCACAUGGACGAGAGACCCGCCGUCCCAAGACAUUGGGAACUGCUGCCACAGGGACCUGUGCUGCAGGAGCUCCUGACAGAUUGUUGGGACGGUGAAGCGGAUGCUCGACUGAGUGCAGCAUGCGUCAUGGAAAGAUUAGCAUCUCUUCAGUCUCGUUACACGCCAUGACUUUUGUCUUUCUUUUUUUUGUUAUUUGUGUACUAGGAGCAAUAGGAUGUAGUUUUUUACAAAUUACUUUUUAACCUUUCAUAGUAAAACAUCUUGGUGGUAGUAUGGUAAAUUAUAGCUCUGCUUCAUUAAGACAUCAGUGUCAAUAUGUAUUCUUCUUUGGGGGACAGAAAAGGUUUUUGACAUGACAACGUAUUAAGCACAAUAAUGGGAUACUUGAAUUAAACAGAACCGUUGGUGUUUUUAGAAGCACAUUGAAGUCAAAUUGUAUGUUGUAAAAAUAAAAGGCCCUUGCCUCAAACUCUGAAGCUUAUAUUUAAAUUAAACACUGCCGUAAUUAAUAUUGUUCAUUUUUUUGUCUGUAUAUUUGUAUCUUAUUUUAUUUUAUCUUAUUUUUUAUUCAAUGUCUCGUAAAACUGCACAAAUCCCCUGAACAAAUUCCUGUAUCUGUAACUUACGU